Molecule: messenger RNA, 1775 nt
Organism: Myzus persicae (green peach aphid)
Lineage: Eukaryota; Metazoa; Arthropoda; Insecta; Hemiptera; Aphididae
Product: homeobox protein Hox-B4a-like
Exons: 4
Coding region: 226-1443 (405 amino acids)
Biological process (GO): regulation of transcription by RNA polymerase II
Cellular component (GO): nucleus
Molecular function (GO): RNA polymerase II cis-regulatory region sequence-specific DNA binding; DNA-binding transcription factor activity, RNA polymerase II-specific
Source: RefSeq, a predicted model, not a curated record
AAACAAACGCGCUGUCCGGUGCCGCAUCGCCGCCGCGGUCUUCGAGUAGCGCGUGGACAUCGCGACAUCGUCACUCGAUCAGUCUACAGGACAUACCGGCGACGUUAAGACGCUAGGACAGUAAGACACCGUCACCCCAGCCGGACCUCCGAGCCCACGACAUCAGACUUCGAUUAUUCUUGUCACAACGACAACACUAUCAGCUGCAAUAAUAUACUUACAGUCAUGGAAAUGAAUUUUGGUACGCUGUUGGACUUGGACCGCGGUCAACACCAAGACUUGGAGUCCACCUCCGCCGCCGUCGCCGCCGCCGCGUCGUCCGUCACCGUGAUCGUGUCGAGCAACAACAGCAGCAGCCGCAGUACUCCGUCAAGCUUUCCGCCGGUCGCCGACUACCGCCAUCAGCACCGCCGCCUGCAGCACGUUCAGCCCGGCGCCGGCGACGUCCGCCACCUACACGACCGCGACGACCGCCUAGACGGCGUGGACAUGCACGCGACCCAAUUAUCCUCGUCGGCCGUCAACGGAUACGACACCAUGAUGAUCGCGAGUUACAACAACUACUGCAGCAGCGCCGCCGCGUACGACCCGUACAACGGCUACACGCAAACGUUCGCCUCGCUGCCGCCGUACGACGACAUACGAAACUCGACUCCACUGUUGCCACUUCUGCACCCGCAGCAGCACAUGCCGCAACAACACGGUCCGAUGUUGCACGCCAGCGAUGAGAUGCAGACCGCCGUGGUAAGCGUGCAGCGCAAGCGGGAGAAGCAGAAGCGCCAGCGGACCGCUUACUCGAGCGAGCAACUGAUGCACCUCGAGGAGUCGUUCACGGCCAAUCAGUACUUGAACAGGGCCAGACGCAUCGAUCUGGCUCGGACGCUGCGGCUCACGGAAAGACAGAUCAAGAUUUGGUUUCAAAACAGGCGCAUGAAGGAGAAGAAAUCCAAGAGGGAUUCCGGCCAAGUGGAAUCUACCAGCGGUGCCGUGACGGCCAUGACGCCGGCGGCCUUGGCUGCUAUCAGCGGUCCGCCACCCCCGCCGGUGGUGCCGGCAACCGUGGCGGGCUGCGGUGGCUACGGAGCCGGUCACUACGCGGACAACGGCUGCUCGCCGCCGACCGCAAACAUGGCGAUGAAGUACAGUCCGUCGAGCACGUACUCGACACCGUCGCCGCCCAACGAACAGGUCCACCACCACCGCCAUCAGCUGGCCGAACACCAGCGUCCGGGACCGUCGGCCACGAUGCACCACUUCUCGUCGUACGGGCCCAACGUGUACAACGGAAACUCUUGCGCGAUGCCGCCGCACCCGCCCACGUACGAGGAAACCGUCAACGGCGGGCAGCAUCAGUCCGUGCCGAUGCCGCCGCAAGUGCACUUGCACUGGUAUCCGACCUCGGUCAUAGCGUCGCACGACUCUGCCGCUGACGGGUUGCAGUGACUUGACGCUUUGGUGGUGAAGGAUGAUGGACGAACAACAGUGCCGGGAGGGGGGAGGGGUCCGACUCGUGCUUCCGAUGCGAUCUCGGUAUGGGGAUCGAAUCGGAAGCUCGACGGUCUUACGAACUCGGUUUUUUUUUUUUUUUUUUGCUUUACAUUUUAUUAUUUGGAUUUCUUUUUUUAAAUUUUAUUAUCUUAAUUCCCAGUGUUGACCGUCCGGACGACGACACGCUCAUGGUUUUUAAAUAUGUCGUGCUUGGGAACUUUACUAUUUUUAUUUUUUCAUCAUUAUUAUUAGUUACUAUUUUUUCUCCAUUACAAUUAUACUUUAUA